Molecule: messenger RNA, 2109 nt
Organism: Hymenoscyphus albidus
Lineage: Eukaryota; Fungi; Ascomycota; Leotiomycetes; Helotiales; Helotiaceae
Source: the annotation of a GenBank genome assembly
GACAGUGAUAACGGUGGAAUUUGGAGUACAUUUAUUCUUAAUAUUGGCUCACCCCCUCAGCCUUCUCGUGUCAUAAUCAGUACAUCAAGCAGCGAAACCUGGGUCGUUGGUCCACAAGGUUGCCCGCAGAAAUAUGGCAGUAAUUGCGACGACAAUCGGGGGCUUUUGUUCCACCUGGAAAAUUCGACAAGUUGGACGGCAAACAAUAACUUUAGUUUGUUCUUGGAGGAAAAAUUGGGGCUUGAAGGUAUGAGUCUGCAUGUUUCCCCUAAACAAAAGCAUUUUUACACUAUCUCGCUUGCAAUUCAUUGACGCCCAUUACUGAUCUUGAAACAAUUAAGGGAAUGGUCAGUUUGGGUUUGAUACAGUUAGCCUUGGGUACACUGGGGGUGAUGUUGUAUCCUUAGAACAGCAAUCCGUUGUAGCAAUUGCAUCUCCUGAUUACUGGUUUGGCUUAUUUGGUCUUGAUCCAGAGCCAAGUAACUUUACCAGUAUGAAUGACCCGAAACCAAGUUUCCUCGGCAACUUAGCUUCAAGGUAAGUUUUCAUCUUAUUGUGUUGGUUGAGAGGAUUCAUUGCUAACAUAGGAUAAUAGGACUCUGAUACCAAGUCUUUCAUGGGGAUACACUGCUGGUGCAAACUACAGUAAGUCAAAUACUUACCAGAAUACAUCAAGAACUAACAAUCAAAGGGCUGCAUAAGCCACAAGGAAGUUUGACUCUGGGUGGAUAUGACAACAGCAGGUUUACUUCCUCGAAUCUGACACUCAAAAUGUAUGAUGAUGUCUCUCGACGGUUCAUAGUAGAUCUGGUAUCUAUUACGAGAACUACUACCACAAGCAGUACUUCUUUACUUUCACAGCCUAUCUCGUUAAAUAUAGACUCCACGGUUCCCCACCUUUAUCUACCACGGGAGAUUUGCGAACGAUUUGAAGAGGCAUUCGGUUUGGUAUGGGCGCCUGACAGCAAUACAUACACCGUCAACGCAACAGCACAAACUCCGUUACCAAAUUCCAAUUCAAAUAUCACUUUUACGCUUGUUGGCCCCCAGCAGAACACUCUGAACAUAAUUAUUCCGUAUUCAGCUUUCAAUGCUACAGUGCAAGCAGAUACUACGUUCGGCUCUCCCAAGUUUCCACUCAAGAGAGCAAUGAAUGAUACACAAUAUACCCUCGGUCGUACAUUCCUGCAAGAAGCGUACGUUUCCCUGACGAUCUCUUUCCGCCCUACUAAUAGACCAAACUACAGUUAUUUGAUAGCGGACUAUCAGCGCUCAACAUUCACAAUAUCGCCAUGUACGUGGCCUUCCAAUCUAGAACCAGACAUUAGAUCUAUCAUACCACCACUACUGCGAUCAAAUGCAAAUUCCACGCAGCCUAUCCCAAUUCCAGCUUCCAAAAGCUCCAGACUUAGUCUGCUAUUGCCUGCCAUUGUGACUCUGAUCACAUUAUCAAUUCUGCUCAUAAUAAUUUAUGUUUACAUCCGAAAACGAAAGAAGUCCAAGCAGCCACAGACAUUGAAAAAAGACCCGAUGACAACACGAACCACCAACAGCAGCGAAUUCGACGACUUUCGAAAACCUGAGUUGGAUACUACUGGAACCGAAAUCAUGGAAAUAGGGGGUACCGAGUUUCGAGCCGAGAUCAAGGGGAAGGAAUUGCAGAUGGUGAUAAAUAACGAGAUUGAUAGUGAGGAGGUUCACGAGAUGCCAGCAGAUAAUGAACUACAAAGUGUAUCACGAAACGAACUUGACAGCGAAGGGGUUCAUGAACUACCACAUGGAAAGGGACUACAAAGUACAAGACGGAAUGAAAUUGAUGGUGAAGAGGUCUAUGAGAUAUCACCGGAGAAAGAUCCACAAAUGGUAACACAAAGCGAAAUCGAUGGCGACCAGACUUUUGAGAUACAGCACGGAGUAGGCUUUCAAGGCUUGUCAGAGAAUGAACUUGAUAAUCAAGCAGUUCAUGAAAUGUCAUUAGGGGCAGGACUUUGCGAAUUGGAACUUGAUAGCGAGGCAAUUCAUGAAGCGAGCGAUGGAAGGAGUAAUCAGAUUGUACGGAGUGAUCUUGAUAGCUCCGCUAUUCAUGAAAUGCCACACGAAAGGUCGUGA